ACCGCCUGUGUUUCAGAGUGUUGGAGCCUGCGGCUGGGCAUACUUGGGGAGCUCCAGGCCAGAAACGGGGUGGUUCCUAGCCUGGGGCGAAGAGUCGGGCGCGAAAGGAGCUCCGACCAGGGUGAUAAGAGGUGUGCCAUUGAGGAGGGAGUUAGCAAGGAAGCCAGUGCAACCCCAAGUCUGCGGGAUCUUGGGCGACAGAUUCAGAAUGCUGGUCCCCGCCCUCCUCAUCCUCCUCUUCUGCCUCCGAGGGCAUGCAGGUCUGUCGCCCCAUUUCCUGCAACAACCAGAUGACCUGGUGGCACUGCUGGGGGAGGAGGCCCGGCUGCCCUGUGCCCUGGGCGAAUACUGGGGGCUGGUUCAGUGGACGAAGGAUGGGCUGGCUCUAGGGGGUGAAAGGGACCUGCCAGGGUGGUCCCGGUACUGGAUAUCGGGGAAUGCAGCCAGUGGCCAGCACGACCUUUACAUUAAGCCCGUGGAGCUAGAGGAUCAAGCAUCAUAUGAAUGUCAGGCUACCCAAGCAGGCCUCCGCUCUCGACCAGCCCAACUGCAUGUGCUGGUGCCCCCAGAAGCCCCCCAGGUGCUGGGCGGCCCCUGUGUGUCUCUAGUGGCUGGGGUUCCUGCGAAUCUGACCUGUCGGAGCCAUGGGGAUGCCCGCCCCACCCCUGAGCUGCUGUGGUUCCGAGAUGGGAUCCGGCUGGAUGGGACCACCUUCCACCAGACCCUGCCGAAGGAAGGAACCACUGGGUCAGUGGAGAGCAUCUUAUCUUUGACUCCUUCCAGCCACGAUGAUGGAGCCACCUUGGUCUGUCGGGCCCGGAGCCAGGCCCUGCCGUCGGGGAAGGAUACAGCUAUCACACUGAGCCUGCAGUAUCCCCCAGUGGUGACUCUGUCUGCAGAACCACAGACUGUGCUGGAGGGAGAGACGGUCACUUUCCUGUGCCAGGCCACAGCCCAACCUCCUGUCACGGGCUAUAGGUGGGCAAAGGGAGGCUCCCCGGUGCUCGGGGCCCGCGGGCCGAUGUUGGAGGUCGUGGCAGACGCCUCAUUCCUGACUGAGCCGGUGUCCUGCGAGGUCAGCAACGCUGUGGGUAGCGCCAACCGCAGCACCGCGCUGGAUGUGCAGUUCGGGCCAGUUCUGCAGGCAAGGCCAGAGCCCUUGUCAGUAGACGUAGGGGAAGACGCUUCCUUCAGCUGUGCCUGGCGCGGGAACCCGCUCCCACGGGUAACUUGGUCCCGCAGCGGGGACGCGCAGGUGCUGGCCUCCGGCCCCACGCUGCGUCUUCCGUCGGUGGGGCCCGAGGAUGCAGGCGACUACGUGUGCAGGGCUGAGCCGGGGCUCUCGGGCCUGGGGGGCGGCGCUGCGGAGGCUAGGUUGACUGUGAACGCUCCCCCGAUUGUGACCGCCCUGCAUUCUGCGCCCGCCUUCUUGAGGGGCCCCGCCCGCCUCCAAUGUCUAGUCUUCGCAUCCCCAGCCCCAGAUGCCGUGGUCUGGUCUUGGGAUGAGGGCUUUCUGGCGGCGGGGUCGCAGGGUCGGUUCCUGGUGGAGACAUUCCCAGCCCCAGAGGGCCGCGGGGGACAGGGCACAGCCCUGAUCUCUGUGCUACACAUUUCGGGGACCCAGGAGUCCGACUUUAGCCGGGGUUUCAACUGCAGUGCCAGGAACCGGUUGGGUGAAGCAGGCACCCAGGUUAGCCUGGGCCGUAGAGAUUUGCUGCCCACUGUGCGGAUUGUGGCUGGAGUGGCUGCUGCAGCCAUGACUCUUCUUAUGGUCAUCAUUGGGGUGACCCUCUGCUGCUGGCACCAUGGCAAAGCCUCUUUCCCCAAGCAAAAGAACCUGGUGCGAAUCCCAGGCAGCAGUGAUGGCUCCAGUUCUCAAGGCCCCGAGGAGGAGGAGACAGGCAGCGGCGAGGACCGGGGCCCCAUCGUGCACAAGGAACACAGUGACCUGGUUCUGGAUGAGGAGGGGGCUCUGGAAAGCAAGGAUCCAACCAAUGGUUACUACAAGGUCCGAGGAGUCAGUGUGAGCCUGAGCCUUGGUGAAGGCACUGGAGGAGGCCUCUUUCUGCCGCCCCCCUCCCCCCUCGGACCUCCAGGGACUCCUACCUUCUAUGAUUUCAACUCACACCUAGGCAUGGUCCCCCCCUGCAGACUGUAUAGAGCUCGGGCAGGUUAUCUCACCACACCCCACCCUCGAGCUUUUACCAGCUACAGCAAACCUACAUCCGUUGGACCCCCAGAUCUGGCCCCCAGGACUCCACCCUUCCCAUAUGCUGCCUUCCCCAUACCUAGCCACCCACGUCUCCAGACUCAUGUAUGACACCUCACCAAGUGAAGAGUCCUGGAAUCUUCAACUUGCCACAACGGAUUGUCCUGAUUUCUGAGGAACCAGAACAAGUUGGUGACCUUCCUCCUCCAAAACUGAACAUUGAUGGGAGAGAAAGAUCAUUACAAUUGUCUGGAUCACUGGUGUACAGUCAGGUCAGCCAAAGGGGUUGCCCCAAGUGGGAGCAAAGUGGUCACUCACCAACUAUUCCCCUGUGUAAAAGGGAUUCAAGAUGGCAGAUGGGCUCUUUGUAGAGGGAUGGGGACAGGGGGUGUGAUAGGAGUUAGGGGCAGGGUGGAAGUUAUUUCCAGACAUUGAAAGAAGAGAUUUCAAAAUGACCACCUGUGUUGAGAAGACAGGCAAUAUAGGACAGAUUUAGAUGGAAGCCAGGCCAGGCCCUGUCCUGGUUCUCCCUGAUGGGCACUUUGCUUGGCCAAUGAAAGUGCAGCCAAGAUGGCCAUUCACUCUCUGGGAACCCAAGAUGGCACUAUCUUGAUUCUUCCCAAUUUCCUUAAAGGCCCUGGAAGAAUUGAAUCCAAGGAGUGAGGACAGGGUGAGAACUGUCAUGAGAAGAGGGGAGUAGGGUGGGGUGGGUGGGG
Ailuropoda melanoleuca (giant panda) is the source of this 2925-nucleotide messenger RNA. RefSeq names its product kirre like nephrin family adhesion molecule 2 (gene KIRREL2). Gene Ontology annotation, molecular function: cell adhesion molecule binding. The transcript is spliced from 15 exons. Lineage: Eukaryota; Metazoa; Chordata; Mammalia; Carnivora; Ursidae. Gene Ontology annotation, cellular component: cell-cell junction; plasma membrane. Gene Ontology annotation, biological process: cell-cell adhesion. The record is from RefSeq and is a predicted model, not a curated record. The coding region runs from base 209 to 2320 and encodes 703 amino acids.